Messenger RNA from Daphnia pulex (common water flea), 1150 nucleotides. Its product is annotated as cytolytic toxin-alpha-like. Lineage: Eukaryota; Metazoa; Arthropoda; Branchiopoda; Diplostraca; Daphniidae. The record is from RefSeq and is a predicted model, not a curated record. Bases 33 to 1034 code for a protein of 333 amino acids. The transcript is spliced from 3 exons.
AGUGUAAUGCAAAUGCUGUCCGGUUUUCUAUCAUGUUUAACAAACUCGAUACUAAUAAAAUGAUUGCUCUUGGCCGUAAUUUUUCCAUCGGCACUCUCUACAAUCACAUUGAAGACGUCAUUGUACCCAAUAUGCGUCUGUGGGAUCCAAGUGAUGUUUCUUGUCUGGCCACUGUCAAAACAGAACGGAAAGAAACUGUCAAAGUUCAUUCAAUUGUGGCUGAGCAAAUGAGUGAAGAAGAAGACGAUAUUGAUGAUGAUGAAUCUGGGACCACCUUGUUGUCUGAUUUGGGAAUGGACAAUCACUCGGCCAUGAGUUUGAUGGCUGGACUGUUACACCCUUCAUUGGCAGGAGCUUGGCAGUACCUGAUUGAUCGAUCUGAUUCCACAAUGGGAUUGUUUGAUCUCGGCUCUGAAGUGGCAAUCCAUUGUUGUUCCUCCAGCAGGAAAGUCUCAGUCGACCCCACUAGCCUGGAAAUUAUCUGCCGGCCAGAGAGACUCAUCAAGAGCCAGGCCACUCACGUCGUUGUAGCGGUCACUUACGGCCUGAAGGCCUUCUGCAUUUUCUCUCCUCAACUCGGCCCACAUCCGAAAAGUUCCAGGGACGAAGACGACUACGCCCACUACUUUGCCAACGGACUUUUGAAUGGCCGAAAUCAACUAGAACUGGACGAAGAAGAUGAAGACGGCCGCCUUAUUCCGUUAAACUUGCAGUGUCUCCUGUACAGCGACUUGAUUGGCGUCAAAAGUGGACAAAGCUGGACUUUGAAGGACGUCGGCGAGCAGUACCAAGCCUGCAGGAAAGUCAUGGAUCACCUGGCCAGCACGGCCAUCCCGUUGAGAGUGUGGUUGUACCCUCUUGGAGGGAAAUUGCUCGUUAAAUUGUUGAAAAAGUUGCACCCUUUGAACUCAUUUCUCCAGAAAUUCUUUAUGGACAUUUUAUUUGGUAGAGUGAAUAAGCCCAAGGAAUAUCGAAUUAAUACCACAGACCUAAAACCAAAAGUACCAAGUCCCCUAAAAAGUUUCAUAAUCUAAAGAUAAGAAAUCAUCUAUAUUUUUUUAUAGGAUUGGUUAUAAAUUAAGUUCAAUUCUUUUAAUUUCACCCUUCUUUUUUUAAUCUCACUUAAGAAAAUACAAGUUUUAUUUGAAAA